Molecule: messenger RNA, 891 nt
Organism: Pseudozyma flocculosa PF-1
Lineage: Eukaryota; Fungi; Basidiomycota; Ustilaginomycetes; Ustilaginales; Ustilaginaceae
Exons: 4
Coding region: 1-891 (296 amino acids)
Biological process (GO): regulation of endocytosis
Cellular component (GO): endosome
Molecular function (GO): GTP binding; GTPase activity
Source: RefSeq, a predicted model, not a curated record
AUGGCACCGAUCCGAAUCCCCUCGGGCUCCUACAACGCCUCGUCCUCGGCCGGCCAGGCCGCCGCCGCGGGGGGCACCGGAGGCGCAAACUGGACCGUCAUGGUCAAGUUCAUCCUCAUCGGCGACUCGUCCGUCGGCAAGUCGUCGCUCCUCGUGCGCCUCACCGACGACCGCUUCCUCACCGACCCAGACCCCACCAUCGGCGUCGAGUUCGGCUCCCACCUCAUCCAGCUCGACAACGGCGAGACCGUCAAGGUGCAGGUGUGGGACACGGCGGGCAGCGAGAGCUUUAGAAGCAUCACGCGCUCCUACUACCGAGGCGCGGCCGGCGCCCUGCUCGUCUACGACAUCACUCAUCGGCAGUCGUUCCUCAACGCCAAGACGUGGCUCGACGACGUACGCUCCCACGCAGAGGAGCGCGUCACCAUUGUCCUCGUCGGCAACAUGUCUGACCUCGUCGAAGACGAAACACAGGAGGGUUCCGGCGGCGGUGCGACGGCCGAGGCAAUGACGCCGAGAGCGCGCACCGAGAGGCGGAGGAGCAAGGGAAAGAAACGGGAGGUGACGACGCAGGAGGCGAGAGAGUUUGCAGAGCAGGAAGGACUGCUGUUCCUCGAGACGAGCGCAAAGACGGGCCACAACGUGCAAGAGGCGUUUACGCAAGCCGCAAAGGACAUCCACGCCAAGUUUGCGUCGGCGGCGGGCGACGAGAGCACGCUGGGGCGCAACGCGCGGUCAAGAGCGAGAAACGGGCGGGCGGCGGGUACCGUGACGCUCGACGGCGACGGGUCCGGGGCAGGCGGAGGCGGUGCGGCCGGCUCGGCGGACGGUGCGGCGGGAGGGUCGCAGGGCAUCGUCGACAAGACGACGGCCUGCUGCGUCAUUUGCUGA